AUGAGUCGACUCGAUGUGUAUCACAUGAUGAUAGUUUCCCAAUACUUUUUGUGUUUAAACGACUUCAUAACACUUGAAAUGGUAAAAAGAAAGUUUAAAAAUAACAUCGAGAAAUUUCAAUUUAAUCCAAUUCCAAUUAAUAAAAAGACAAUUAAAUAUUUUACACACAUUGAAACCCUUAACUUGUGGUCCAAAGAAGAUGAACGUUUUGGGAAUUAUAUUUUUGACAAAAAGAACUUUAUUUCGCACCAAAAAGUCAACUUUUAUCGAAUUAAUAUUUGGUUUGAAGCAGAGUGUCCAAAAAAAUGCACUUAA
Molecule: messenger RNA, 315 nt
Organism: Entamoeba invadens IP1
Lineage: Eukaryota; Evosea; Mastigamoebida; Endamoebidae
Exons: 1
Coding region: 1-315 (104 amino acids)
Source: RefSeq, a predicted model, not a curated record